Chelonus insularis is the source of this 5046-nucleotide messenger RNA. RefSeq names its product Fanconi anemia group D2 protein (gene Fancd2). Gene Ontology annotation, biological process: mitotic intra-S DNA damage checkpoint signaling; homologous chromosome pairing at meiosis; interstrand cross-link repair. NCBI's taxonomy places the organism in Eukaryota, Metazoa, Arthropoda, Insecta, Hymenoptera, Braconidae. The transcript has 8 exons. The record is from RefSeq and is a predicted model, not a curated record. The coding region runs from base 351 to 4613 and encodes 1420 amino acids. Gene Ontology annotation, molecular function: DNA polymerase binding. Gene Ontology annotation, cellular component: nucleus; condensed chromosome.
CAAUCUCCGGCCACACCAAGCAACCAGUUACGAUAAUUGAUUGUAUUUUAUGUACAGUUUCCAUAGGGCAUCGAGUUAGAAGAGUCAAAACUAUAUUAUGUGUUGCAUGUUUCCUCUAUAUUCCCGCCUCGUAAAGGUUACAAGUCACGUGAGUGUAAACUGUAAACAAAGCACAUUUCCCGGUACGUGUUUUUUUAUUUAUUGCAAAAAAUAAUCAACAACUAAUUUCUAGAGUUACAAAAGAAGGUUGAAAUCAAAUCAAAUAUUUAUGCAUGUUUAAAAACUGAUGAACGGUUGAAUGUCGUGCUUUUUUAAUCAUUGACAUUAUUUAUUGAAGAAAAUAAUACAGAAUGGACAGAAGAAAGAUAAAAGGACGUCAUGGACUUCACAAAAUACAAACCGCGCCAGGAACAUCAGACGAAGCAGAGUCUGAGGAUAUUUUUUCUAGCAAUUAUCAAGCAGACAGAAUGUCUCAGAGAGCAUCAAAUACAGAAUUAUUAAGGAAACAAACAAAUAUAUCAUCGCCAUCCACAUCUGAUAAUAACGAUGAUAUUGAUAAUCAAAACAAUGAUAAAUUAAGUCAAUCACCUGUUGCUCAGUCCACUCAAAAUCGAGCAGCUGAUUCUCCCAUUAAAGCACGAAAACGAAUUAUUUCUGAAUCAUCAUCGCAAUCUACUCAAUUUUCAACUCCCGUUAAAAGACGACAUUUAGAUGAACCAUCAACAAGUAAAGUUAGAAAAUCAACUAGUCCACCUGGACGAUCCCCUGCAACAACAAAUAUAAUAAAAAAAGACAUAAAAAUACGACCUCAACGCCAAGCAGUUAUUCAAAAUAAUGUACAGAGUACUGUUGAAUUAGUCAAUCUCUUUACUCAGGUUGGAAUUACACUAGAUGAAAAUGAUUCUCAAUAUCUGAUAGCAAAUGAUCCAUUGAUUGUUGCAAAAAAAAUUCAGCAAUUUCUAACUUCCGGUGAUUUUCAAAAACAAAUGAUAAUUGAACAAUGGAAUAAUUAUAUACAAGACGAAGACCAGUUGAAUAAACUAUUGAGUCCAACAAUAUUGAAUUCUAGUGAAGGCAGACAAAUAGGCUCUUUUAAUAGUAUAUCUGUUGUUAAAAUAAUGCUGCAAGUGCCUUGCAUUCAAACGGAAAUAUUAGGUAGUCUACUGAAUAAGUUGAAUGAAACUGUUGUUGCAGCUGAUUCAAUGGAAAAUGUACCAUGGACUUAUCAAUUACUCCAACAACUACGAUUUUUAGAGACUAUUUAUGAUCCCGAUGUAUUGACUAUAAAGUUUGAAGAAUUAUUAGAGACAUGUCCAAUGUGGUUUCAGCGAGAAUUAAUUGCAUUUAUUCCAGACAUUGCGAUAGACACUCAGCAUCAAAAUAUAGCUGAAAUACUGGUACGGCUCAUGGAAGUUCAUAAAGAUCUGACAAUGGUUAUUCUUACUUGCAUUACAAAUUUAUCUCUUGGCAAAGAAUACUUAGAAGAGUUACGAGAGAAGAUGUUGAGAAUAUUACAAGACAACUGUCAUAUCACCAAAAUUCCAGUGAUAGUUAAAUUUUGUUUGGAAGACUGUUCCUCAGCUGAGAUUUAUCAGAAUGUUUUACGAGUAAUUAGAAAUUUAGAUCUUGAGCCACUGAGUGGUGAAAAUCCUGAAGAAUAUUACUCAAGUCAAGUAAUGAUUGUAAAUACUUUGAAAACAAUGCUAGUUUUAUCGAAAGAUUUAGCAAAAGCUGCAAUAAUGAUUCUAGAAUUAACUGAUAAUGUUCCCAAGCCAUUUGAUUUGAUUAUCUUAUUAUUAUUACAUGAAGGAGUGGCAAAGAAAAAAAAAACAGAUGCUAUUCUUAAACAACACGUAAAAAGUGGAUUUUAUCGGAUAAGUUUACUCAAUGACUUUUACUCGAAUUACAGAGAAAUUGCUAAAGAUUUACAUUCAGCUGCAUUGAGUAUGGCAAGCAAUUUAUUAAAAUCAGAAAAUCGAGUUCUUACAGAUUUUACAACUGGGUGGUUUCGACUACAAUUUCUGAUUAAUGGCGAGUUGGUUCACAAACAAAGGGAAAUUGUUGAGAAAUUAAUUGCAUUAAUGGGAAAUAAUGACCAAACUGCGAAAAGUUCUCUCAUAAUUCUUUGUAAAAUGACUGAAAAGAAGGAAGAAAGACGAUAUUUACAAACUCAUUGCAAUUAUUUGCGGAUUUUGUUAGAGAAAAUGGAGAAAUUCGGUUUAAAAGAGGUGACAAUGCUUAAUGAUUUACUUCAUGCUUUAUGCGCUACCUCACAUUCAGCCUCUGACACUCUGAAAGAUGAUUUAUUUAUUUUACUUCAAAAGCAAUUAUUUUGUAAUGAUAGCGUUAUGAAAUCUAAAGGUGUGGCGGGUGCAGUUAUGGCUAUUAAACAUUUAGCAACAAGUUCAAAGUAUUGUGAAACGGCUCUAAAUCUUUUUAAUAAAGUAUACAGUGGUACUAAAAAUUGUCCAAGGUCAAGAGGAUUUUUUUACGAUACUUUGAGUCAAAUAAUUGCUGAUACUGAUAGUAUCAACGAUGAGUUUUUAAAUAAAAUUACACAAGUCAUUGAAAAUGAAUUCAUAGAAGUAUAUAUGGUUAGUACGAAUGACUACAGUGGUGACCUUACGCCUUCUUUUGAAUUAAAUCAUUUCAAAAAUGAAUCACAAUCAUGUGUCGUGAAUUUUAGCCAACCUAAAUAUGGCGGAAUAAUUGUAGCUUUACUGAAAUUGAUGAAAGUUUGUUUAUCAAGAAUACAUUCUGGAGAUUUAACUACAAUUAAUGCCCUUCUAGGAAGUGGAAUAUUAAUGCCAAAAGAUUUAGAUAUGCCAAAUACUCAAACUCUAGAUUUAAUGUUUCAUUGUAUCAAUUGGUAUCGAGAAUUAAUCAACACUUUUGUGACUCAGAGAGAUCCCUUAUUAAGAAAACAAGUGUCUAAACGAUUAGAAAACACAAUGUAUCUACAAGGAGAAUUGUCCAAUUUAUUAUCACUUGCUGAAAAUCGUUAUCAACCACCUGUGUGCUAUUUUGAUUCUUUUUCGUCUGUAUCGUUCAAUAAAAUUGAAAAGAAAAGUACGAAAAAAGGUAAAAAAUCAAAAGAUACUGAAGAAAAAACUGAAAAGAGUAUUAACGUCCCAGAAUGGGAAUCUUGGGAAAAAGGUUCGUUGCUGAGCACAAAGAACCCACUUUAUUUUCGACGAUUAGAUGCAGAUAUACUUGAUUUACUUGACAAUAAUGAAGAUCCAGAGUCCACAGAAAACUUUAAUGCAACGGAAAACAUUCCUACAGGACAAGUUUGCUUUAUUAUUAAAGAAUUGUUAGCAGUAUUUGAUGGUGAAUCUGUUAAUUAUAUAUUUAUGAAAGACUUGAUGCAAAAAUUACCAAAAAUUUGUGCCAAGCUACAAAAUAUUGUUAGAAAACUUAAAGAAAAUGAAGAUCAACAACAUAAAUACGCGUUAAGGCUUAUUCUUAGUCUCAUAACUACAAUAUUCCAAUGGAAAGGAUUUGAUCAUCCAGCUCAUAAUGUAUUAUUAAGAGAUGGAUUACGGAUCUUAGCUAGUCAGGUUGAUGAAUCAAAUAGAGGACUUCGAUCGUGUAAAGAUUUAGUAAGUGAAUCUUACAGAUUUUUCGAAUCUCUUGCAGAAGUCGCAACUCAAAUACAAUUAGCCGCUUCUUUAGUAGAGACUUGUAAAGUGUUGAUGAAGCAUUCAGAGACUUUCACUCGACAGAAUAAAAGUAAACAAGCGAAUAUGGCCUUCGGAUUCUUGAGCUUAAAAUGGCCAUUAGAUCGUAAUGUAGGACCUUUGUUCAAGUCAUCAGUGACAAGCCUUUUACAAAAUUGGAUGGAUCAUGAGCCUCAUCCUUUAGAAACAGUUACCUCAAUUCUAGAAUGGUUACCAGAGGAAGUAAAAACAUUAGAAACAUCUCAAGACUAUAUAUCAAAGUUACCUCCAAUAAAUAAAUUAAACUUUCAUUAUCUUUAUGCCAAAAUAUUUGAUGGUCUCAUUAAAGGCAUUAAAAUUUCAUUCCAAUCAGCAAGGCCAAGUUUAGCUAAAGUUCAAUUAUGGCGAGAAGUUGCUGAAAAUUUACAGCAAUUAGUGUUUAUUUGCAAAUCAAUGACCAGAAAAAGGAGUAUACUGCUAGUUUAUGUACGAAAAAUGCCUGGAUUACUGAAAUUAUUUCUCAUUCAUGCAAUGCCGGUAUUAGAACAGAGUUUAAGACAUCAACCUGAUGAGAUAACGAAAAUUCUUAAAUUGAUGCAAGCAGCAACGAGAUACCUUAAUGUUAUUUGUGUUGAUAGUACUGAGAAAAAAGAUAUUGCUUUAACUAGAUACGUACCUGCUGCAAAAAGUAUUUUAGAACAAUUAAUAUACAGAGUAAAAGGAAUGCUCGUAUUAAAUAAUAGCUCAACAGCUUUCUGGAUGGGUAAUCUUGUUAAUAAAAAUUUAGAAGGACAAGAAAUUUGCUCCCAGGCAUCAACUUCUACUGAUGAGCCAACUAUGCAGGAUGUGAAUAAUUCAAAUGAAAAUGCUAGUGGAGAUGAAAUCUUAUCUGACGUACUAGACGAUGAUAAUGAUUCUAACAAUGAUGAUGAUAUCUCUAUAGAUGAAAGUUAAAUACCUCAAUUAAAAAAGAAAAAAAAACUUAAAAAUUAGGAUUAGUAAUUACAAACAACAAUUUAUUAUUGUAUUUCUUUUCAAAUAUUUUUUCUUAUUAUAUUUUUUUACCUAUCGUGAAAAAUAUUUCGUUCUAGUAUAUUUACUCAAUUAAAAAAAUUUAAAAAAAGUAAAAAAAAUGGCUAUUCAAUCAAUCAGUUAAUCGUUGAUUCAUUUUCUUUCCAAGCUGUAAAAUCAACAGAUGGAAUAUCUUCACACAAUGUGAUAAGAUUCGUUGAAUCAACUGAUCGCAUAACUUGAGGUUGAAUAUAAUCGAUAUUAUCGGAACAGUCACAGAUGAUUCUAGCUAGUGAUGUUUUUCUUAGCUGAAGAAGUUGUUCUAAAAAUAAAAAAGAUGUAAUAAAUUUUCUUAAUAAAGGUAUUUUUAAUUAAA